Vigna unguiculata (cowpea) is the source of this 804-nucleotide messenger RNA. Its product is annotated as auxin-binding protein ABP19a-like. Gene Ontology annotation, molecular function: manganese ion binding. Lineage: Eukaryota; Viridiplantae; Streptophyta; Magnoliopsida; Fabales; Fabaceae. The record is from RefSeq and is a predicted model, not a curated record.
UUCACACCAAAUUCAUUGAUGAAAGUUGAAAGAUGAAGAAGAUAACUCAUAGUCUAUUCCUCUUCACUAUUCUCUCAUGCACUUCCAAUGCUGCUGUCAAUGAUUUCUGUGUAGCAGACCUAAAGGGACCUGAUAGCCCUUCAGGAUAUCAGUGCAAGCCACCUAACACAGUGACGGUGGAUGACUUUGUGUUCUCUGGCUUGGUAGCGGGAAAUACCACAAACACCUUCAAUGCUGCAUUAACCUCUGCAUUCGUCACUGAUUUUCCAGGUCUGAAUGGUCUUGGUGUUUCCGCAGCACGGUUAGACAUAGCAAAAGGUGGAUCAAUCCCAAUGCACACACACCCUGCUGCCACUGAACUUUUGAUAGUGGUGGAAGGUCAAAUCACCGCUGGUUUUAUGACACCAUCUGCAGUUUAUUCGAAGACUCUGAAAGCAGGAGAUGUUAUGGUUUUCCCACAAGGACAACUUCAUUUUCAAGUGAAUUCUGGAAACGGAAAAGCCACUGCUUUUCUUGCUUUCAGUAGCGCAAACCCUGGAGCACAACUUCUUGACCUUUUGUUGUUUGGUAACAGUUUACCUUCUGAAUUGAUUGCACAAACUACCUUCCUUGAUGUAGAACAAGUGAAGAAGCUUAAGGCGCGUUUUGGUGGCAGAGGAAUUGAUUAUUCCUGAUGUUUGUCGCUAAUCAUUGUCCAUGGUGAUGUUGUUGGCUAUGUCCUUGUCUUUUCCAUUUAGGUUUGGAUCAUGUUCUUAAACUUGAUCAAGUUACUUAUUUAUGUUAUGUCAACGUUAAUUGGUGUUA